CGCGUGCAUAACGUAGCGCUAAUGACAACAGUGAUCAGAAACCGACUCAAACGGCCAUUUUUCAAAUCCGCGCUUUUUCUGUUGAAAUUUUUAACCGCUCCGUCCCUAGUGUAGAUUUGUGUUUCUGUUUAGGAGCAGGUGUUAGUGUGUUGGUUCGAUUAUUGAUAACCGUUCGAUUGGUGGGACGUUCCUACGAUGUCGAAUUCAUCGGCCGAUUCGGUAGCCGUAGCCGUUCGUAUACGACCGUUAAACAACAGGGAACAGGAUCGCGGGUGCCGAAUAGUGGUGGAACAGCCGAACCCAAUUGAACCUCAAGUGGUUAUCGGCAACGGAAUCAGUGGAAAACCGGAAGCAUUCACAUUCAACUAUGUUUUCUCACCGGACGAUAGCCAGCAGUUGAUGUACGAGAGUGCGGUACGACCUCUUCUGCAGAAGCUGUACGCUGGAUAUAAUGUUACCAUACUGGCGUAUGGCCAAACUGGCUCAGGAAAAACGUUCACGAUGGGCACUAAUUACGACGGAGACGAAGAUGCCACGAUGGGUGUAAUUCCUAGAGCUAUUAAUGAUAUUUUUCAUCGAAUAGAAGAAACUACCGAAGAAUUCGAGGUCACUUUAAGCUGUUCCUUCAUGGAGCUUUAUCAGGAAAACUUGUACGACCUGUUGUCGAAAAAAGGUACCAGAGAGGAGCGUGUUGUAGAUAUUCGAGAGUCGAAUAAUCAGAUUGUAAUACCGGGUCUGACGGAGGUUUCGAUAUCUUCGGCGGAUGAUACUUUCGAAGCUUUGAUACGAGGCUCGCAGGAACGAGCCGUAGCUUCGACUGCUAUGAAUGCGGUAUCCAGUAGAAGUCACGCGAUCUUUACCCUUAAUCUAACUAAUCGAUCAAAAGGUGCAAAACCUGUGGUCACUAACAGCAAAUUUCACCUGGUUGAUUUGGCCGGAUCAGAGCGACCGAAGAAAACUCAAGCCACGGGAGAACGUUUUAAGGAGGGCGUCAAGAUCAAUCAGGGUCUGCUGGUGCUUGGUAAUGUUAUUUCAGCCCUCGGCUCUUCUGGAGGACCACUUGGUCAUGUACCCUACAGGGAGUCGAAGCUAACCCGACUGCUGCAGGACUCAUUGGGUGGUAAUUCGGUCACUCUUAUGAUUGCUUGCGUCUCACCGGCCGAUUAUAACUGCGAGGAGACAAUCAACACAUUGCGCUAUGCAAACCGAGCGAAAAACAUCCGCAACAAAGCCGUUGUCAAUCAGGAUCCGAAUCAGGCCGAGAUUCGUCGCUUGAAUGCCGUCAUCCAGGAGUUACGAUUGGAAUUGCUAUCCGCUACAACGGGAAAGGAAAAUGUUCCUGGUGAAGCAAAUCGUGUUUCAACGGCUCCGGAGAAGGGUAUUUUCCGAUCGAGCAGCAGUAACAACAUACAAAGUAUUACCUCGGCUGAAGCUAUUCGACGGGAACGAGAAAUGUCAGAUAAAAUUCGUACUCUCCAACAGCAGCUUCAAUCGGCCCUGCAGGAUUUGGCAACCGAUCAGCUGCGAGCACUUUCGAUGGAAAAAAUCAUUGAGGAGCUGGAGACGUUGCUGGCCACUAGUCCGGAUAGUGAGUUGAAGCAGGAAAUUCAGUCGAUUCUGCUGGGAUAUAAAGAGGAAACGGAACUAAUUCGAAUCGAUGCCCAGCAAACGGACACAAUGCUGCAGACAGCUUCGGAGGAUUUCCAGAAUCGUUCCGAUACACACACCCAGAAGCAGAUGAAGAUCCGAGACGAGCUGCGGCAGUUAACCAAGGAAUUGGAACUGAAAGAGGAACUACACCGAAAGUGUCUUGGCAACAUCUCAAACAUGACAUUUACGGUGAAUUCGAGCUGUUGCAGUAGCGACGAGCUCGUCGAGGAAUACGAGACGAAGAUAAAGGAAAUGGAAAAACAGAUCGAGGAUUUGAAUGGCCAGCUCAACACGACCAAGGUGGUAGAUAAAAAGAACAAAUUGGCGGAGGAACGACGGAAGAAGGUACAACAACUGGAAGCGGAACUGGCAGCGAUGCGCAAAAAAAGCGUGCAACAAGCGAAGUUGCUUCAGAUGAAGGAAAAGGACACACAGCGAAUCGAAAACCUGAGCCGAGAAAUUCAGGCCAUGAAGGCAAUGAAAGUAAAGCUCGCCAAAGCGAUGCGUGCCGAGAGUGAAAACUUUCGUCAGUGGAAAAUCAAUCGAGAAAAGGAAAUCUGCCAGCUACGUGAGAAAGAUAGGAAGUUGAAAAAUGAAAUGGUUCGUCUUCGUUCGUCCCACGAUAAACAGCAGAACGUGCUCCGACGAAAAGUGGAAGAAGCCCAGGCCGUUAACAAGCGCUUGAAAGAUGCCCUGGAACGACAAAAGCACGUUCAGGCGCAACGUGCUGCGAAGGCCGUUGGAAAACCGGUGCGAGGUGCCGAGGUACCAUCUUGGAUCGAUCACGAACUGGAAUUGAUCCGCUCGGUGAAGGAUGCCUCGGUGACACUGAAAACACUGAUGGAUGACCGCGCUCUACUGAAUGCCAAACUACGGGAAAUGAAAAACCAUCCCGAGGAACACGACGAAGAGGAAAUCAAACAGCAGGAGCAGGAUUUGGAAUUGCGGAAUGCACAGAUUGCUGAUAUUCAGCAGAAAAUCCUUUCGACCGAUGUUGAUUCCAAGCAGAAAGCAAUCCUCGAAGGCAUUCCGACAUUCCCGGAGGCGAAGCUUGCAAUCAAAAAGCUACUCUCGGUAUUUGCUGAAACGCAGGAAGAGGCCGCCAAGGCUCGCCACCAGCUGGUGGAUGUUCGACUUUCGAUGGAAUGUUUGGAAGAAUCAAACCGUGGUCUAAUCGUGGAAAUUGCCGAAAUCAAGCAACGCUUCGCCAACGAAACUAACGAACUGGCCAAAAUGUACGAAGAGAAACUGUCCAUGCUGCUCAUGUCGAAGCAGAAGUACGCUCGUCAAUCACAAGAAACGGCCGUCACCUGUGAUACGAUCCUGCAGGAGGCGAGCGAUCGGAUGGAAAAGCUUCGACAGGAGCUGGACUCGAUGAAACAGAUGAAUUCGAUUCUGGCAAAACAACUGGAGGAAGCCAACCAAAACCGCGGUCGUCGCGCACGGAACAGUACAAAAUCAGUGGCAGUACCGAUCGAGUACGAAAGCGACGAGGACGAGGAGGACGAUGAUGAGGCGGAUCAGGUCGGUGAUUCCGAUCUGGAACGGGAUCCAGACUUCCGUGCGACGCCACUUCGAAAACGCAAGAAGUCCACCAGUGUGCGCGAAUCGGUCAUGAAGAAAUCUGUUCUUGGUGGUGGCAGCAAAAAACGGGCUACCGAGGGUCAGGCUGCAGAAGGAACGGGAGACCAAUCCAACCACAACCGAAGCAACCACACCCACUGCAGUUGUUCGUCUACGUGUUCUACGAAACGCUGCGGCUGUAAGAAACAAGGUGAUUUCUGUAGCGAAACUUGUCGCUGUCCGGAAGGUUGCGUGAAUCGAAAAAUUGACGAACAGGACGAAUCGGUUGAGGAAAAUGAAGCCGUCGAGAGCACCAUGGACGGAUCGCAACCGGAGGAGUCGGAGGAUGACAACAAUAAGGAGAAUAUAGCUAAGGAUUCCGCUGGAUUGAUGGAAAAACGAAAAUCACAGGACGAUAGCGACGAGGGCGCGGGAGAUCUAACGCCCAAAAGAGUGAAGCACGAUAUUCUAACACCGACCUACGUGUAUUCAGUGAAAAAGAGGAAGCCUUUAUUGGAUGACAUCUAGUCAUUCGGUUUACUUAAGCUGUAUCGGUUUCGGAUAGCGAGAAAUAAGACUUUUUUCAUCCAGUUCAUGUCCCAUAGCCGUCAUUGUUAUACUUGACUUAUUUUUCAUACGAGUUUAAUUGCUAGAUAUCAAUUGUUUUAUAAUCGAUGACAAUAGUUUUUAGAAACCAAGAAUGAGCUAAGCAAUCUCGAAUCAAUAAAUCAAAAGCAUCGCAGCCAAAA
This is a messenger RNA of Malaya genurostris, 3962 nucleotides long. It is a transcript of the gene Klp3A, whose product is annotated as chromosome-associated kinesin KIF4. Gene Ontology annotation, biological process: microtubule-based movement; mitotic spindle organization. Gene Ontology annotation, molecular function: microtubule motor activity; microtubule binding; ATP binding. The coding region runs from base 196 to 3741 and encodes 1181 amino acids. The transcript is spliced from 5 exons. Lineage: Eukaryota; Metazoa; Arthropoda; Insecta; Diptera; Culicidae. The record is from RefSeq and is a predicted model, not a curated record.